UGCUCCGCGCUGGGCUCCGGAGGGGGGCGGCUGCGGGUGGAGGUGCGCUUCUGACAAGCCCGAAAGUCAUUUCCAAUCUCAAGUGGACUUUGUUCCAACUAUUGGGGGCGUCGCUCCCCCUCUUCAUGGUCGCGGGCAAACUUCCUCCUCGGCGCCGCUUCUAAUGGAGCCCCACCUGCUCGGGCUGCUCCUCGGCCUCCUGCUCUGUGGCACCAGGGUCCUCGCCGGCUACCCAAUUUGGUGGUCCCUGGCCCUGGGCCAGCAGUACACAUCCCUGGGCUCCCAGCCCCUGCUCUGCGGGUCCAUCCCAGGCCUGGUCCCUAAGCAACUGCGCUUCUGCCGCAACUACAUCGAAAUCAUGCCCAGUGUGGCCGAGGGCGUGAAGCUGGGCAUCCAGGAGUGCCAACAUCAGUUCCGGGGCCGCCGCUGGAACUGCACCACCAUAGACGACAGCCUGGCCAUCUUCGGGCCUGUCCUCGACAAAGCCACCCGCGAAUCGGCCUUCGUGCACGCCAUCGCCUCUGCCGGCGUGGCCUUCGCCGUCACGCGCUCCUGUGCCGAGGGCACCUCCACCAUCUGCGGCUGCGACUCGCAUCAUAAGGGGCCGCCCGGCGAGGGCUGGAAGUGGGGCGGCUGCAGCGAGGAUGCCGACUUCGGGGUGCUGGUGUCCCGGGAGUUCGCGGACGCGCGUGAAAACAGGCCGGACGCGCGCUCGGCUAUGAACAAGCACAACAACGAGGCGGGCCGCACGACCAUCCUAGACCACAUGCACCUCAAAUGCAAGUGCCACGGGCUGUCGGGCAGCUGCGAGGUGAAGACAUGCUGGUGGGCCCAGCCCGACUUCCGCGCCAUCGGCGACUUCCUCAAGGACAAGUACGACAGCGCCUCGGAGAUGGUGGUGGAGAAGCACCGUGAGUCCCGCGGCUGGGUGGAGACACUCCGCGCCAAGUACGCGCUCUUCAAGCCGCCCACCGAGAGAGACCUGGUCUACUAUGAGAACUCCCCCAACUUUUGCGAGCCCAACCCCGAGACGGGCUCCUUUGGCACCAGGGACCGGACUUGCAAUGUCACCUCCCACGGCAUCGAUGGCUGCGACCUGCUCUGCUGCGGCCGCGGCCACAACACGAGGACGGAGAAGCGGAAGGAGAAAUGCCACUGCAUCUUCCACUGGUGCUGCUACGUGAGCUGCCAGGAGUGCGUCCGCAUCUACGACGUGCACACCUGCAAGGCGCUGGGAACGGGUGAAGUGUGUGGCUGGGCAGAUUCACCGAAGUCCUCUGGGAAGCGGGACCAAGAGCGGGCUCAGCCCUCAGCACCAGACAGCACGGAACCCGGACUGUCGCACACGUGGCACAUUCCCUGGACUCGGCCUGCCUUCCUCUCUCAUCUUCAGUUCCUCACCCGGCUCUGGAUGGUGUGUGGUUUUUAAAGAAGGGGCUCUCUCUUUAGUUCUCUAGGGUCUGAUAGCAACAGACCCGAGGCUUAUCUUGCACAUGUUAAAGAAAAUAAAAAUGGAAAAAAAUUCUAUUCCAACAGAACAGGCUGGGCUAAUGUGAGCUCUCUGCCUGGUGGUAAAGACAUCAGCAUGGGCAAAAUUCUGUUUUCAAACUGCUUCUUAUGGUAACAUUCCAGGAUGCCUGUGAGGAAGGAGCUGUGAAGUAGGACAAACCCCUGCCGUCUGCUCUGCUCUGUCUACCCCCGUUCAAACCCGAUAUACUGUCACAUUCUGAUGAAAGCCAUAGGUGCAGCCAGGGGAAAGUGGGAGGGAGGCCCAAGGCAAUUGUUCGAGUAGGUUUUGAGUCGGAAGAACUAGGAGUUCUAGGUGACCUGGUAAGCUGUUUGAAGAGCAGCUGUGUGUUCCUCUCAGCCUCAUUUUCUCUGUACCCUGCUCUGCACGAGAGACUCUUGUGAACUGCAGUCAGAUCUCAAAAUCUCUUUCUCCCAUUCUGCAGUUUCCACCAUUAAUGCAGUACAUUUUUUCGGUAGUGGACGUUGUAAAUAGAUUAUGUAUGGGGGGCAAGUCUUCUCCAGACAAAUGGCUUCCGAAAGAAAGAAGUGGGGUCUUUGGAAGGGGCCGUUCAACCCCUCCCAGCCCUGCUCACCUGCAGGUUCUCCAUCAAAACAGCUCCAGGUAGAGCAGGUGGAUGCUAGGUCACCGUCACAUAAAUUAGACGAAGGGCAGAAGAAAGUAGCGGCCUACUCCUGAAGUUGCAAUUUGGAGACUAGUACAUGGGGAGGGUAAAAAUGAUUCCUUCGUUUCCGCUCCAACAAGGGACACGUCUUCCUGCAUCCUUUCUUUCUUUGGCCUGUGUGAGUAAAUGGAACCGUGGAGUUUUUUUAGCACAGAUCUGCCAGCCUCACCUGGAUGCUGAGAUAGCACCAAUCCACGCAGCUACCAAGGAUCAGGAUUAGGUGUGCAAAGGGGCGGGCAGUGACUUGCUCCCUUGGGUAAAGCAUCUCACAGCUCUCCGUGAUCCACACUGGUCCUCUGCAGUGUCCCAGAGGAAACUAGCAAAAUGGAGGCAAUGGACUGGACAGUAUAAAUCAAUCCAUCAACUCUGUCUUAAGGAGACUCAGAGGGAGGAGGAGCAGCAGGGGUUUAGAAUAGAACAUUUUUUUCUUCCUUUUCUCCCUUCUCUCUUUGGUCUGCCUAACACUGACCUAAGAUGCUGGGUUAAGUGAUCUCCUUGCUCAGGCAGGUUUGCCAAGACGAUCGUCUAGAAGCCAUGCCUGCCCUCUUGAAUCUGCUGGCAAUGAGCCCUGCUAAAGAUAGCCCCCAUCCCCUCUACAGAGGCUGAAAUGCCCCUCCAUCUCACCGUAGACUGUCAAGUUUUAAAUCAUGUCAACCAGAUAAUGCUUGCUUUAUGUGAGAAUUAUUUCAGCAGAAUGGAUACAAAUUUUCAAAACAGUCUUUUCAUAUCUAUGUAUUCUAUAUUAAAAGUGAUAAAGUCAUGUUUCUGGGGCGUAUUCAAGUAGCUGACAAGUAAUUAUUUAAUAAUAGUACAUUGAGUGCAUUGUAAUUAUUCUUGCCGUAGUCAGGUAAUAGUAUCCAACAGAAAUUUCCUACCAACCUGCUGUAUCCAAAGUUUUGUAAAAAGUUGUAGAAGUUGUUGAUCUUUUUGAUUUUAUAUUCAAAAAGUCUCUUUUUAUAAAUAUUAUUUAUUAUACAAUGUAUAUACCUUUGAGUUAACUAAGAUUAUAUAUUAUAUAAAUAUAUAUAUAUUUGGAGAAAAUAUAUUUCAUCAUGCAGUUUUUUUCUGUUAAGUCAUUAAAGAGAAG
This is a messenger RNA of Equus quagga, 3279 nucleotides long. RefSeq names its product Wnt family member 3 (gene WNT3). The coding region runs from base 164 to 1429 and encodes 421 amino acids. The record is from RefSeq and is a predicted model, not a curated record. Gene Ontology annotation, molecular function: cytokine activity; frizzled binding. The transcript is spliced from 5 exons. Gene Ontology annotation, biological process: multicellular organism development; cell fate commitment; neuron differentiation. Gene Ontology annotation, cellular component: extracellular region. Lineage: Eukaryota; Metazoa; Chordata; Mammalia; Perissodactyla; Equidae.